CCAAUGAACCCUUCAAACCAACAUGCCACCCUAGCACUUCCGACACAGCCAAAUCUGUUCAACCACAACGGGAAGCGCGUUGUUAACUUUACGCCAAUGUUCUGACAAGGGAAAGCUCAGCAUCGCAAUACCCCAGCAGUCCAUCAACCGGCAACUGCUCAUGAUGGCCGGCUUGUUUUUUCUCAUCGUGACCUCUGUGGUCAUGACCGUGGCCUCGUUCCUCGCCGGCGCCCUCCCGUUGUCGCUCUCCCUCGCGCAGUCCCAGCUGCGGCUCAUUGCCUCCCUCGGAGCGGGACUGCUGGUUGGCAGCUGUCUGGUUGUCAUCCUGCCGGAAGGGAUCGAAGCUCUAGCCGCAGCAUCUGAACAUUCGCACGACCCAGCUCAACCGAUGCCACGGCUGCCGGGGCUGGUGCUACGAGAGGGCGACGAGCCCGCGGAGAAUACCGGCGAACUACCCGCAUUUAGCAUCGGCUUCGCCCUCGUCCUUGGUUUUGCGCUGAUGUUCCUCGUCGACCGACUGCCCCGCCAUGCGACCGAGAGGUUUCGAGCCGCGCCGACAAGUAGGCAUGUCAGCCUGGAAGAUCUUGCCGGGUCAAGUGUGUCCGGGGAAGGCGAAUCCGAGGGCUUUCUGGACUCCCUCGCGCCGUUACCCAAACAGACUCGUGGUCUAGCUACUACAUUGGGUCUCGUCAUACAUGCAGCGGCGGACGGCAUCGCAAUGGGAGCAUCGGCUACAACUUCCAAUCUGAAUGUUGGGCUCAUCAUCUUUCUCGCGAUUUUGGUGCACAAGGCGCCGGCCGCUUUUGGGCUGACGUCAAUCCUGCUGAAGCAAGGUCUCACGAAGCGAGCUGCGCGGGUGCAUCUCAUGGUGUUCAGUCUCGCCGCCCCUGCCGGUGCACUGGCAACCUAUUUCCUCGUCUCGUUGGCCGGAGGCGCCAACUUGGAGGGUGAGUCAGCACAGUGGUGGACGGGUAUGCUGCUCCUUUUUAGCGCUGGUACAUUUCUGUACGUAGCAAUGCACGCCAUGCGAGAAGAGGAAAACAACCCAGCGGGUUACGACCACAGUUCUAGCAGCAACGGGUAUUCCGAGAGCGGUGGCUCCGCUCCCAGGAGAAGAGCGAAACUCGAAUUGAGGGAUACUCUUGCGACCGUGGUGGGCUUUAUGCUGCCAUUGCUGACGCGGUUCGGACACCAUCACCAUUAACAUGUGUAUCUGCAUUUAUUCAACAUGUGUAUCUGCAUUUAUUCAUGGGGGAUCAGGCGUUCUGGUUUAAAUGGGAAGCGAGUCAUACCAGGCAUAGACGGGAUGAGACUUCGAGCAGGCGUUCUGGGUCAUAGCGUUUCUCUCCCUUGGCUGUGGACUCGUACGGUAGUGCAGAGA
This is a messenger RNA of Thermothelomyces thermophilus ATCC 42464, 1381 nucleotides long. RefSeq lists its product as uncharacterized. NCBI's taxonomy places the organism in Eukaryota, Fungi, Ascomycota, Sordariomycetes, Sordariales, Chaetomiaceae. The record is from RefSeq and is a predicted model, not a curated record. Gene Ontology annotation, molecular function: metal ion transmembrane transporter activity. The transcript has 4 exons. Gene Ontology annotation, cellular component: membrane. Gene Ontology annotation, biological process: zinc ion transport; transmembrane transport. The coding region runs from base 161 to 1204 and encodes 347 amino acids.